Molecule: messenger RNA, 2171 nt
Organism: Coffea eugenioides
Lineage: Eukaryota; Viridiplantae; Streptophyta; Magnoliopsida; Gentianales; Rubiaceae
Product: plant intracellular Ras-group-related LRR protein 6
Exons: 21
Coding region: 171-1925 (584 amino acids)
Molecular function (GO): protein binding
Source: RefSeq, a predicted model, not a curated record
AAGAAGGUAAUUGGGCUAAGUUGGAGGAAGUUGAUGGAGCGUUAACGUCACUCGGCCCUCUGCAGGUUGGUGUUUCACAUUGGAAGUUCAAACUGAGAUCUCCCAGCUGAGGGAAAACAGCACAAACAAUCAAAGUUCUAUCUGAUUCUCCAUCAAACUUCCUUGCACACAUGGAUCGAGUUCUUAAAGAUGCAAGAAUUUCAGGUUCUCUCAACCUUUCCAACCGUUCUCUCAGGGAGGUGCCCAAUGAGGUGUACAAAAGCUUGGAUGCGAUUGGCGAGGGAGAAAAGUGGUGGGAGGCUGUAGAGCUACAGAAGUUGAUUUUGGCUCAUAAUGAAAUCGAAUUGUUGAAAGAAGAACUUAGAAAUUUGCCUUUGUUGUCUGUGCUGAAUGUCACCCACAAUAAGCUUACCAGUCUUCCAGCAUCUAUUGGAGAGUUGCACAUUUUGAAAUCUUUGGAUGUAUCAUUUAAUUUGAUAGAAAAUAUUCCAGAAGAAAUUGGGUCGGCAGCAGCUUUGGUCAAGUUUGAUUGUUCGAAUAACCGGCUAAAGGAUCUUCCGAGUUCCCUUGGACAAUGUGUAGCUCUAUCAGAACUUAAGGCAUCAAACAACAGCAUUUCCAGUUUGCCUGACGAAUUAGCAAAUUGUUGGAAAUUAAUAAAGUUUGAAGUAGAGGGAAAUAAGCUAAUAAUGCUACCAAAGGAGAUGAUUGCAUCAUGCACAAUGCUUACUGAGAUCAAUGCAUCAAAAAAUAUGUUGAGUGCCAUGCCAGACAAUAUUGGAAGUCUUUCGCGCUUGAUUCGCCUUGACCUCCAUCAGAACAGAAUUUCAUCAAUCCCAUCAUCAAUAAACGGUUGCUUGUCAUUAUUGGAGUUCUAUAUGGGGAACAAUGAUCUCUCUUCAUUGCCAGCUGAGAUAGGGGCCCUCACCAAAUUAGGGACAUUUGAUCUCCAUUCAAAUAAGUUGAAGGAGUAUCCGGUGGAGGCUUGCACGUUGCAGCUUUCGUUUCUAGAUCUAUCAAAUAAUUCAUUGUCUGGUUUGCCUCCUGAGAUUGGUUUGAUGACUACUUUACGGAAACUUUUACUGAAUGGUAAUCCACUGCGAACUCUUCGCAGCUCAUUGGUAAAUGGACCUACUGCUGCCCUAUUGAAGUUCUUACGAAGUAGACUUCCAACUGAUGAAGGGUCUGCAGCUACUGCAACAGCAAAAGAGGAUGUAAUUACUAUGGCAGCUCGGAUGUCUUUUUCUUCGAAGGAAAUUUCUUUGGAGGGACUGGGUUUAAAUGUCGUCCCAUCAGAAGCAUGGAAGUCAAGUGACAUCAUCAAAGUUAAUUUGUCAAAGAAUGCAAUUGAAGAACUACCUGUUGAAUUUUCCUCUUGCAUUUCCCUUGAAGCUUUGAUUCUAUCUAAGAACAAGAUAAAAGAGUGGCCUGGUGGAAUCUUAAGAUCCCUUCCGAAAUUCUCAUGCUUAAAGCUGGACAACAAUCCUCUUAGACAGAUUGCACCAAAUGCCUUUCAAACUACUCCAAAACUCCAUAUACUGGAUCUGAGUGGCAAUGCUGGUUGUUUGCCAGAACAUCCAGAAUUUUCUAGCAUGCCAGAGUUGCAGGAGCUUUAUCUGAGAAGAAUGCAGAUAUCCGUCUUCCCAGCAGAGAUUAUGAGCUUGAAGCAGCUGCGAACUCUUGAUUUGAGCCAAAAUUCUCUUCAACACAUUCCGCAGGGUGUAAAAGAUAUGACUAGUCUUACAGAGCUCGACCUUUCAGACAAUAACAUUUCUGCACUUCCACCAGAACUGGGAUUGCUUGAACCCAGCCUACAGGUAUUAAAACUCGACGGAAACCCAUUAAGAAGCAUCCGAAGGACAAUUUUGGAUCGAGGAACAAAAGCUAUUCUGAAGUACCUAAAGGAAAGAGUCGCCGAGGACUAAUUUCUCUGCGCCCGUAGCUAUCUAUUAUGGCUACUUCUUGUGCCAGCAUGGGCUCGGCGGAAACAGAUAUUUGCUCCUGCGACUUCCAAAAAUUGUUGUUAUAAAGUUUGAUAUUACAAAUUACUCGAGCCUAUCCCCUUUUUCUUUCAAAUUUGGUAAUGGUAUAAUUUGCUUGCGAGAAAAUCCAGUCGCGAGUCUGAGUUGCACUCCAUCUUUUGCCAAGCAAAGUUUCUCGAUCGUCCUGAA